CCUAGUUUUACUGGUCAGCAAUCAUCCUUGCACCGCCAGGAAGGCUCCACCGAAAUUAGAACAGAAGAAGAAGAGAAGAAAAUCAAUGCAACUCUGAUCUCUCCCUCUGUUCUCUCUCUAGCUACGAACCAAACUCCUCUUUCUCUCUCUAAUCAAAACCGAAAACAUCUGAUUAAAAAACAAAAAGGAAAUGACGAGUAGAUACUGGGUAGUUUCUCUUCCGGUUGAAAACUCAGCUUCUUCUGUGUGGAACCGUUUGCAAGAACAAAUCUCAAAGCACUCUUUUGAUACACCUCUCUACAGGUUUAAUAUCCCUAAUCUUCGUGUUGGAACCCUCGAUUUACUCCUUUCCCUUAGUGAUGAUCUCGUCAAGUCGAGUAACUUUAUAGAAGGAGUGUCACACAAGACCAGGAGACAGAUUGAGGAAUUUGAGAGGGUAUCAGGUCUGGAGAGCAAUGCUUUGACAGUUGAUGGUGUGCCAGUUGACUCUUACCUAACCAGGUUUGUUUGGGAUGAAGCAAAAUACCCAACAAUGUCUCCUCUAAAAGAGAUUGUGGAUAGUAUCCAUAGUCAAGUGGCGAAGAUUGAGGAUGACCUCAAGGUUCGUGUUGCUGAGUAUAAUAAUGUACGUAGUCAGCUCAAUGCUAUCAAUCGGAAGCAGAGUGGAAGCUUAGCUGUUCGUGAUCUUUCGGAUUUGGUGAAAACAGAGGACAUUAUUAUCUCUGAACACCUCAUAACCCUCCCCGCAAUUGUUCCCAAGUAUUCACAGAAGGACUGGUUGGCAAGCUAUGAAACAUUGACUAACUAUGUGGUUCCCAGGUCCUCCAAGAAGUUAUAUGAAGAUAAUGAAUAUGCUCUUUACACAGUAACACUAUUUAAGCGUGUGGCAGACAAUUUUAGAACAAAUGCACGUGAAAAAGGGUUCCAAAUUCGCGAUUUUGAAUACAGUCCAGAAGCACAAGAGAGCAGGAAGCAAGAGUUAGAAAGACUGGUGCGGGACCAAGAAAGUUUGAGAAGUUCUCUUUUGCAGUGGUGCUAUACUAGUUAUGGAGAGGUAUUCAGCUCUUGGAUGCAUUUUUGUGCUGUUCGUGUCUUUGCAGAGAGCAUUCUCAGAUAUGGAUUGCCCCCAUCAUUUUUGGCUUGUGUUUUAUCUCCUACUACAAAAAGCGAGAAGAAAGUACGUUCAAUCCUUGAAGGAUUUUGUGACAAUUCAAACAGCAUGCACUGGAAAUCUGAAGAUGAAAUGGGAGGAGGGAUCUUCGGUUUGGGAGGCGAAGCUGAUACUUAUCCUUACCCGUCCUUCACAAUCAAUCUUGUUUGACCUCACAGGUUCCAAUUUCUUGUGUGUGGCAAGCUCCAAGUCCUAGGAUUCCUUUUGAUAUCAAUAAAUGGACGGGAAUGAUGACACUGUAUAUUAGCGUUGAUAUCUCAAUUCUUUGGUUUAUUUAUAAUCUGAGCAUGCGGAUUCCUGUGGAGUUCUCAUGGAUUACGAGGGUACAAUGCUUGAAGGGAAAUGUAAUGACUACAAAUCUGUAUUUUAACACCUAUAUUUUGAGGUUGGUACUAGAGUUCAUUGUGUAUGUGGUAAUUGGAAGAUGCUCCUUGUCUACGUAUUAUGAUGACACGAUGAAGAUCACAUGUGUUUCAUGUAUUGGUUUAUUUAGCCAAGUAUGGUCUGAGCCUGGCUUAGCCUGACAGGCUUGUGCCUUAUUUUGGCCUGCUGAAAAAGCCGGCUAGUCGACCUUAAUUUAAAGAACAGUUAAUUUCUUUUCCUA
Populus nigra (black poplar) is the source of this 1775-nucleotide messenger RNA. RefSeq names its product V-type proton ATPase subunit C-like. Gene Ontology annotation, molecular function: proton-transporting ATPase activity, rotational mechanism. Lineage: Eukaryota; Viridiplantae; Streptophyta; Magnoliopsida; Malpighiales; Salicaceae. The coding region runs from base 191 to 1321 and encodes 376 amino acids. The transcript is spliced from 11 exons. The record is from RefSeq and is a predicted model, not a curated record. Gene Ontology annotation, biological process: proton transmembrane transport. Gene Ontology annotation, cellular component: vacuolar proton-transporting V-type ATPase, V1 domain.